AUCUCUAAAAUGUACGUAAAAAAUAAAAUGUCCGGAAUUUUUACGAAGGUUUUGAGCCUGCCGGCGCAGUUUCCGCUUAUUCGCGGUAUGGUCUCAUACGCUGUGAUUUGGCCAACCUGCAGCAUUACUCAAGAAUACAUAGAGAACGGAACCACAAUUCAGCACGCUGAUUGGUCAAAAGCUGCUAGAUUCGGGAUCUUUGGAACAUUCUUCAUGGCUCCAGUAUUCUACGGAUGGAUGCAGUUUACCAGCAAAUUUUUUAAGCGGAAAACACUAUCCACGUGUAUUCUUCGGGCGGCUGUGGAGCAAAUUUCGUAUUCGCCUUUAGCAAUGGCGUAUUUCUUCUUUGGGAUGAGUUUACUAGAAAUGAAACCCAUAAAGACCUGUUUGAAUGAAGUGCGGGAAAAGUUCUGGCCGACUUAUAAGAUUGGUGUUGUGUUUUGGCCAACAGCACAGACAAUAAACUUCUACUUUGUGUCGGAAAAGAAUCGUAUUGUGUUUGUGAGCUGUGCUAGUUUUAUCUGGACGAUAUAUUUGGCACAUAUGAAAGCGAAAGCAAUAAACGUAAAAAAACCUAAAUAUGAUAAGAUAGAGGAAGCGGAAAGUGAUUAA
Leptidea sinapis is the source of this 612-nucleotide messenger RNA. Its product is annotated as mpv17-like protein. Gene Ontology annotation, cellular component: cytoplasm; membrane. The record is from RefSeq and is a predicted model, not a curated record. The transcript has a single exon. The coding region runs from base 10 to 612 and encodes 200 amino acids. NCBI's taxonomy places the organism in Eukaryota, Metazoa, Arthropoda, Insecta, Lepidoptera, Pieridae.